GGUGAAGGAUGUGGCAAGAUCAUUCAGCGCUUCCCCAAAAAGGACUGGGAUGGCACGGCAUUUCCCCAGGGUGUGGAGAUGUUCUGCCAGCCUGGUGGAUGGAGACUGUCCCGUGAGAGGAAGCUCCCGACAUUCUUCACAGUGGUGCUGACAGACAUAGACUCAGAACGACACUUCUGCUCCUGUCUGACCUUCUUUGAGGCAGAGGUCAACCUGCAGGGCUCAAAGACGCUGGAGGCAGAUGGGGAUGGAGCUGAGGAUGUGGACGACGAAGAGGAGGAGGAUGGUUUGAUCCAGCCAGCUCAAAUCUUUGCACCCAAAAGUUUGAUUCUCGUCUCCAGGCUGGAUUACCCAGAAAUAUUUAGAGGCUGCUUGGGUCUGAUCUACACCGUGUACAUUGACAGUCUGAGCGUCCCUAUGGAAGGGCUGGUGGCAAACCUCUUCACAUGCUUGAUCCCAGUGGCUGGAGGUUCCCAG
Molecule: messenger RNA, 477 nt
Organism: Sinocyclocheilus anshuiensis
Lineage: Eukaryota; Metazoa; Chordata; Actinopteri; Cypriniformes; Cyprinidae
Product: myotubularin-related protein 13-like
Exons: 4
Biological process (GO): regulation of Rab protein signal transduction
Cellular component (GO): cytoplasmic vesicle
Source: RefSeq, a predicted model, not a curated record